Messenger RNA from Heterostelium album PN500, 243 nucleotides. RefSeq lists its product as uncharacterized. The record is from RefSeq and is a predicted model, not a curated record. Bases 1 to 243 code for a protein of 80 amino acids. NCBI's taxonomy places the organism in Eukaryota, Evosea, Eumycetozoa, Acytosteliales, Acytosteliaceae. The transcript has a single exon.
AUGCGUAUAAAGAUUAGAGAGAAAGGUGAUCAACUAUUUAGAUACAUCAAGCUAUAUAACCUUUCAUAUCUGCAUCUAUUGAUGACCAUUCAAGAUAGAUUCGGUAAAUCAAGUGAAUUACCACUCGAACUAUUCGAAUCGUCUAUACAAUCAAUAGUAUUGCUACCAGACAUUUCAAUACAAAAUGAUACAGAUAUUGAAUAUCUAAAUGAUAACGAUCAAUUAGAAGUAACAUUCAAAUAA